This is a messenger RNA of Hevea brasiliensis (rubber tree), 3564 nucleotides long. Its product is annotated as kinesin-like protein KIN-14L. The coding region runs from base 156 to 3248 and encodes 1030 amino acids. Gene Ontology annotation, molecular function: microtubule motor activity; ATP binding; microtubule binding. The record is from RefSeq and is a predicted model, not a curated record. Gene Ontology annotation, biological process: microtubule-based movement. The transcript has 20 exons. NCBI's taxonomy places the organism in Eukaryota, Viridiplantae, Streptophyta, Magnoliopsida, Malpighiales, Euphorbiaceae.
CUCCAUUGUUUUGUGGCACCGAAACUGUUAGUCUGUACUCCCUACCGCUGCUCUCUUCAUCUUUUCUUUCUGGGACAUUUCUUUCAUUUUUCUAGGGUUUCUGGUUAUAUGAUCGGAUAGACAACCCAGAAAGGCAACAAGAAGGUUAGACAUUAAUGGAGAAUUGUGCAAGAGCUGGAUUACAUGAUAUAUUGACUUCAAGAAAAGCUGAAGAAGCAGCUUGGAGACGACUCCAUGCAGCCGCGUGGCUUGAAAGCCUUGUGGGUCCAUUGGGCAUAUCCAGCCAUCCGUCAGAGAAAGAGUUCGUUUCUCGCUUGAGAAAUGGCUUGGUUCUGUGCAAUGUCAUUAACAAGGUUCAUCCCGGUGCAGUGCCAAAGAUUGUAGAAAAUCAUACACCUUUACAAUCACUAAACCGAGAAUGGCAGCCGUUACCGGCCUACCAGUAUUUUGAGAACGUAAGGAACUUUUUGGUGGCUAUUGAAGAGUUGAAGCUGCCUGCCUUUGAAGCUUCUGAUCUUGAGAGGGAUACACUGGAGGCAGGGUCAGCAGCUAAGGUGGUCGACUGCAUCUUAGCACUUAAAUCGUACCAGGAGUGCAAGCAGAUGAGCGGUGUAAAUGGGUUUAAUAAGCAUAUUAGAUCUCCUAUGGUUAUGCAUCCUGCCAGCACAAACAAUUCUCGAUCCCUCUCAUCAGACUCUUGUAGAUGCUUAGACAUGUCAGCUGCAUCAGAGAAACAGCCAGCAGAUGUUGACAUUCAGAAACUUUCUGAUUUAAUUGCUAAGUUACUUGCUGAACAUAUGGCUGAUGCAAAGGAAAACAUAAAUGACACCAUUCUCAUGUCCUUCCAUACUGGCAACACGGAUACGGAGAAGUUAGUGCGUAGGAUAAUGGCAAGUUGUUUGGAGGAUAAAAUUCAGAACAAUUUCCCUGAGUUGAAGUCAAUGUUCAAGAUUUUUCUAAAAGAAAAAAUUGGCUUACAAGAUAAUUCAACAUCAGUGCCUUUGGAGGAUUCAUCUGCACUUGGAGAUUCUAAGUGUUGUCGGGCUUGCUUAAGAAAGGGUAACUGCAAACACAGGCAUUUAUUUCAAAUGCAAGAAAAAGAACUUGUGUAUCUGAAAGCCCUGUUGACAAAGACAAAGACAGAGUUUGAAGACUUACAGUCCAAGUUUCAGACAGAUUUGAGAGAGCUCGGACACCAGGUACAGGAGAUGUCUACUGCUGCUCUGGGAUAUCACAGGGUAUUGAAAGAGAACAGGAACUUAUACAACAUGGUUCAGGAUUUAAAAGGAAACAUUCGAGUUUACUGCAGAAUUAGGCCCAUCAUUGCUGGUGAAAAAAGUAAUGUGAUAGAUUUUGUUGGAAAUGAUGGUUCGUUAAUGAUCUUGGAUCCAUUGAAGCCCAAAAAAGAUGGAAGGAAAAUGUUUCAGUUUAAUAGAGUAUUUGGUCCUACUGCAACCCAAGAUGAGGUAUACAAUGAUACCCAACCGUUAAUCAGGUCUGUGAUGGAUGGCUACAAUGUCUGCAUUUUUGCUUACGGUCAAACUGGAUCAGGGAAAACAUAUACCAUGACUGGUCCAUCAGGUGGUUCAACCAAAGACAUGGGGAUUAAUUAUCUGGCACUCAAUGACCUCUUUCAGAUGUCUAGGAAAAGGAAGGAGGUUAUAAGUUAUGAUAUUCAAGUUCAAAUGGUUGAAAUAUAUAAUGAGCAAGUGAGAGACCUUCUUGCAGAGGAUUCAUCAACUACUAAGUUAGAGAUUCGCAGCUGCAGUGGUGACAAUGGUUUGAGUCUUCCAGAUGCUAAAAUGUGCUCCGUGAAGUCCACUGCUGAUGUUCUUAAUCUGAUGAAAUUUGGUGAGGUGAAUCGAGUUGUCAGUUCCACUGCAAUCAACAACCGAAGUAGUCGAUCUCAUAGUAUCCUGACUGUUCAUGUGCACGGUAAAGAUAUAUCUGGAAGCACCCUUCGUAGUUGCCUGCAUUUGGUAGACCUUGCAGGCAGUGAAAGAGUAGAUAAAUCAGAAGUUACUGGAGAUAGACUCAAAGAGGCACAGUAUAUCAAUAAGUCUCUUUCCUGUCUGGGAGAUGUGAUCACAGCCUUGGCUCAAAGGAAUUCUCAUGUCCCUUACAGAAACAGCAAGCUCACACUUCUCCUGCAAGACUCCUUAGGUGGACAUGCUAAAACAUUGAUGUUUGCUCAUGUGAGUCCCGAAGGAGACUCUCUUGGGGAAACAAUCAGUACAUUGAAGUUUGCUCAGAGGGUAUCUACAGUUGAACUUGGUGCUGCUUGUGCAAACAAAGAGAGCAGUGAGAUAAUGCAACUCAAGGAACAGGUUGAGAACCUUAGGAAGUCAUUGGCAAGCAGGGAACCAAGACCUCCAUGUGAGAAACCAAAAGCACUAACCGAACAAACCCCUCCUCGUGUGCGGAGACUGAGCAUUGAGAAGGGAAGCAACACAAAUUCUCAAACUCUAAAUCCAAUUGACAGAAGGAGAUCUAAAACACCUUCUGCACCAACUCGUUCCAGAAGAUUAAGUUUAGAAGGUCCAAGAGACAGUAAAAAGUAUAAUUUCCAGACAAAGGUAGCGCCAGAUGGCAAGCCCCCAUCUUUUGAGGCAUUAACACUGCAGAAACCAUCUCGAGAUCCAGAGGCAAUGUCAAAGAUGAAUGGGCAUUCUGCUGUUGGCAGUUCCAUGAUGGAAGUGUACCGUCUUAAUGCUCCCAGAAGUCCUACUAGUUCUUCCCAUCAAAAGCGUUUAGUUAAAAUGCACAGUACGACACAAAUUCCACUUCUUCAGCUACCAACUACACCUGAACCGCAAGCAAGAAACACGGUUCAGAUCAUGAUGCAAAAUGAACUUGCUCUUACUACAGAUUUUCAGACAACUAAUUUGAUUGGUAGUGCUAAUGGAAAAGGAUCUCAAAUAAGGAAAUCUUUGCGAACCAUUGGAAAACUGAUUAAUGGCUCUGAGAAGAGUCCAUCAAAAUACAGGAAUCAACAGGAUUCAAAGGAAGUACUCUCACCAAUCAAUGGCACAAGCAGCAACGGCAAAGAUUUAAAGACACCACUUACAGCUAAUGCAAGGGCAAUGAUGAAGCAAUCACUUAGCAGAGUUCAAGCAUCAGGGUCAGAUAGCUCACGUCGAUCUUCUCUCGGAGGGAAACCACCAGUUGAUUCUGAUGACUCUAGAAGGAAUGCCAGGACACCCCCUCCAGUUCAUUCAUCGACAAGGACAACAAAGAAAUGGCUUUAACUCGGGCUCAGUGCAGAACAUUGCAAUGAAGCAAAUUUCUUCCUUUCAUGUUCAAUUGAACCAAAUGGCUUGCACUUAAGGAAGCUGAUUGAAGAGUUGGCCGAUGGUGGUGCUUCGCUUCGAAGCACAGCACAGCAAGAAGAUAUUAUGACAGAACAUUCAUGUACAUAAGAGGAAUAUCAGAUAGCCUAGCCCACUUAUUUUGGUCUAAUUAUGUUAUCUUGUACAGGCAGUAGAUUGCACCUGAUUUUUGGCUAAUAAAGUUUAAGUACUUUAUUUUUAGUAAAUUACAUAAAGAGUAUCUCAAUUUAGAGGU